GAAGAAGAGAAUAUUAUUGUAAUCUUCUUGUAAUAGAGAGAAACUGCCAACCCUUUCAUCCAACACCUUUCUUUCUUUCUUUGUUAUGAUCCCAUCUGAUCUGCUGCACUAGAGAUUCACCCAUGGCUGCAAAACCUUAUGGUGGAGCUUACCUCUCUCCCUUGGUUGAGGUUGUUUUGGAUAACCUGUCUUCAAUGUUCGAAGAUGACUCUGUCCUCAACGGAAACCACUCUGCCCUUGAGUUGCUUGGAAGGUUGCAGAAUUGUCUGUAUAAUGUUGGACCUGUUCUUGAUGAUGCUGAGCUGAAGCAGUUCAGUGACAAGAAAGUGAAGGAGUGGCUUGCUGAUCUCCAAGAUGCUCUCUAUAUGGCCGAUGACUUGCUCGAUGAGAUCUCCACUAAAGCCGCCAUCGCUGCCACUAAAAGGGAUGCAGGUAACUCUUCUUCCUGGUCUCAUCUUGUUGAUUCAUAUAUAGAAGAUACUGGUGACAUAGAAAAAAUAGUUCGAAGACUAGAGACUGUCGUAGCAGGCAAAAUUUCACUUCCUCUGAAGGAGGUUGCAAAGUUGGACAUGUCAUGGAGAUUUCCAUCCACAUGUCUUGUUGAACCACCGGAGAUAUGUGGCAGGAAAGAAGACAAGGAGGCCAUACUGAAACUGUUGUUGGAUGAUGAUGAUGCUGGUGAUGGUGAUUUAUCUGUCAUUCCCAUUGUGGGCAUAGGCGGAAUAGGAAAGACUACUUUGGCCCAGUUGGUUUACCACGAUGACAAAGUGAAGGAGAGUUUUGAUUUUCGAGGUUGGGUUUGUGUGUCGGAAGAGUUUAAUGUUGUCAAGGUCACCAAGACUAUAAUUGAGGCAAUAGUUUGGUGGCGUUAUGACUUGACAGAUUUGAAUUUACUUCAGCAUGAUUUAAAAGAAGAGUUGUCGAGGAAAAAGUUCUUCAUUGUCUUGGACGAUGUAUGGGAUAAAAAUUAUGAUGAUUUGAAUAGGUUUCUAAAACCUUUUCAGAAAGGGGUUAAGGGAAGUAAAAUUCUCAUAACUACAAGAAAUAAAAAUGUGGCUUCUGUAGUGCAGACUAUUUCACCUCAUGAACUGAGUCCAUUGUCUGAUGAAGAUUGUUGGUUGGUGUUUUCAAAGCAUGCACGUCUUUCAACUAUUUCUUCGGAGAAUCCAACCCUGGAAAAAAUCGGCAGAGAUAUGGUAAAGAGGUGUGAUGGAUUGCCCUUGGCAGCUCAAGCCCUUGGAGGCUUAUUGCGUGGAAAUUCGGAUAUCAGGUCUUGGAAUCAUUUACUAAAGAGUGAAAUCUGGGAACUUUCAGAUGACAAGACAAAUGUUGUUCCAGCGUUAAGAAUAAGUUAUUAUUUUCUUCCUUCAUAUCUGAAGCAGUGCUUUAUUUAUUGUUCCUUGUAUCCUAAGAACUAUGAAUUUAGCAAGGAUGAAUUGAUAUUGUUAUGGAUGGCUGAGAAUUUUUUGCAACCAGUGGGUAAAAAGACUGUGGAAGAAGUUGGUGGUGAAUAUUUUGAUGAAUUAAUUGCGAGAUCAUUUUUCCAACCUCACAAUUCCCGCGAAAAGAUAUUUGUGAUGCAUAAUCUUGUGCAUGAUUUAGCAAUGACGUGUGCUGGAGAAUUGUAUUUCAGAGCCAAAGAGCUUCGGAAUGCAGUUGAGGUUGAUAUUAAAGCUCGUCAUUUGUCACAUAAUGCCAAAGGCAAUUAUCCAAUGUCAAAACUUUUGGGAGUUUGCGAUACGGUAAAACAUACAAGGACAUUUCUUGAAAUCAAUUUGGAGACAUGGAUCCCAUUUAACAUAGAAAACGCAACUUGUAUCUUGUUGUCACAGUUGAAGUACCUGAGAGCGCUGUCGUUGAAACGCUUUCCUCUUGAGUCAGUACCUGAUUCAAUAGGUGAGUUGAUUCAUUUGCGUUACUUGGAUAUCUCUGAGACCAAGAUUGUGACAUUGCCAGAGUCAUUGGGUAACCUAUACAAUUUGCAGACCUUGAAGUUGAAUACCUGUGGGAGUCUGAUAACGCUACCUGUUGGCAUGAAAGACCUUGUAAAUUUGCGUCAUCUUGAUAUUUAUGGGACUGGGUUGUAUGAGAUGCCGAAAGGCAUGAGCAAUUUGAAAAGUUUGCAGUUUUUAAGUACUUUUGUUGUUGGAAAGCAUGAAGAAAACAAGAUUAAAGAAUUGGGAGCACUUGCAGGUCUACACAAAUCAAUUUUCAUUUCCAAAUUGGACAAUGUGGUGAACAGCAGUGAAGCUUUGGAGGCAAGAAUGUGUGAUAAGGAUGGCAUUGAUUCUAUGAUGUUGACUUGGUGGUGGAGUAGAGAGAAUAGAGUUGAUUCCGAAAUGCAAAGAGAUAUACUUGACAAGUUACGACCUCACACUAAUGUGAAAGAGUUAGAUAUGUGGGGUUACAGGGGUACAAGAUUUCCAGAUUGGGUGGGACAUUCUUCCUACCACAACAUCACCAAAAUAAGACUGGAUGGUUGCAGGAGUUGCUGUAUGCUUCCUUCAUUUGGACAGUUGCCCUCGUUGAAGCACCUAUCAAUUUCACAUUUUAAAAGUCUGGAAAGUGUGGGUGCUGAGUUUUACUUUAACCAGAAUGGUGAAUCUUGUUUGGAGACACCACCAUUCCCAAUGCUUGAAACUCUUAAGUUUGACUCAUUGGAUUGCUGGAAGGAGUGGCGUUCAUUGGAGUUCAAUGCGUUUCCGAGACUUAGGGAGCUUUCAAUACAGUGCUGUCCCAUGUUGAUACGAGAUUUGCCCAAUCAUCUACCAUCUUUGCAAUCACUUACUAUUGAGGGUUGCGGGCAGCUGAGGUGUUGUGUUCCAAAAGCUCCUGCAAUGACCUCUUUAAGCAUAUUUGUAUACGGGAAUGAAGUGAGAAUUAGAGAGCUACCUCCUUUACUGCGUCAACUAUCAAUUGGAGGAAUCGGUCAGGAGCCAAGUGUGAAGGCCAUAAUGCAUAUGCAACUGAGUUGCCUCACUUCUUUAUGCAUCUCACAUUGUUCCUCCCACAUAUUGUUUCCAGUGAGUGCUAUUCCCCCAUCAGUACAAGAGUUGACGAUCGAUAAUUGUGGAGAAUCAUUUGAAUUCCAAAUGGAUGGGCAACAUCACUCGCUGCAGAAACUAUCAAUAGGGAACAGCUGUGAUUCACAUACAUCCUUCUCGUUAUUGGAUGCCUUUCCAAAUCUCGUGAGUGUUCGUAUCAGCGGUUGCCAAAAGAUGGAGUCUCUUGUGGUGUCACGCUCUCUUUCUUGUCUCCUUUCUUUAUAUAUCUUCUUUUGUGGGAGUUUGAAAUCUGUGUCAACGCUAUGGAUGGCAGCACCUCAGCUUGAGAAACUCUCAUUAGUGGAUUGCCGAGAGAUUGAUUUGUCUGAUACAGGGCAUCCACACCGUAGCCUGAGAUAUCUUGAAAUCACCUACAGCGAGAAACUAGUGAGCUCUGCAGCAUUCAUGCAUCCGCAGUUUCAUGGGAUUACUAAUCUUAUCUUUUGUUUUGAAGUUUCUGAUUACAGUGAGUGUGUGAAGAGCUUCCCAAAGGAAGGUUGGUUGCCUGCCUCCCUUGAGUCCCUCACAAUUAAAUGCCUUAGCAGUGUGGGGACUUUGGAAUGCAAGGGACUUGCCCACCUCACCUCCCUCCAGGAACUAAGUAUUGACUAUUGUGUCAAGUUGGAGAAUAUUGAGGGAGAAAAGCUGCCUGCCUCUCUAAUAAAACUCGGCAUCUAUGAUAGCCCUUUGCUGGCCGAACGAUGCGAGAAGAAGGAUCCACAGAUUUGGCCCAAAAUCUCCCACAUUCCCGCCAUUCAAGUUGAUCGCAGAUGGAUUUGGUAA
Molecule: messenger RNA, 3827 nt
Organism: Arachis ipaensis
Lineage: Eukaryota; Viridiplantae; Streptophyta; Magnoliopsida; Fabales; Fabaceae
Product: putative disease resistance RPP13-like protein 1
Molecular function (GO): ADP binding
Source: RefSeq, a predicted model, not a curated record